CGUCUUUGUUUCUUCAUUUCUUGCUUCGUCUAUUGUCCCCCGGUAUGAUGCCUGCGACGGCGGUGGACACCGAGACCUCCUACGUCGAGGUCAAACCCAUGCAUACUCCGGUAGAGUGUGGCAAAACUCAAUUCGACUCUCUUUUGCCUAGUGCCGACUCUGCUGUGGCGGGAAACGACACGGUGGCCUCACAGAAGAAGAAGAAGAAGAAGAAAACACGAAAGCCCACCAAACCUAAGGACACGCAAAGGCAGCACCCCACUUCUGUGGAUGAUGAACAGGAGCUACGACCUCCUGUGUUGUGCAUUAGCCGUAAUAAACACUGGCGUUAUAUCAGUUCCUAUCAUGGUCCUUGGUUACAACUACCCAUCGAGCUGCUUGAAUCUUUUUUGGUUCUCAACCUGGAUCCAACCACACUCCAGACAUCGGAGACACGCAUACCGUCCAUGUCGUCCCCCACUACACCCACAUUCAAUGGUAGCGGCAACUACAGCUACUCCAAUCCUUCAUCUCGAACCCGCGACCGCGGCUUUGCAAGUCUACGCGAUUACUCACCACCUCCCGAUUCUCUUGCUAGUGCUUUCGCGUCUUUACCCCCGCUACCGCCACUACCCACUCCUGCUGCUGGCAAAGCAACUCCUCCUCCCAUAGACCCAGGUGUCUUCCGUUCUGUCACCACUAUACGGCGUCUCAUCGACGAGGCUGCCGAGCUCUCCGUUCGUGCAACAUCUGGCUUAUCCGCUGCUGCACUAGGAUCUAUGCGAAACGGUCCCAACAUAGGCAGCAGUCCAUGGGCACUCGCUCAAAGUCUCGGUAUCAAUCCCUUGGGAGACUCUGGAAAUGGCAGGAGUGCGCCUAUGUCGGCCACACGAGUGCAUAGGCUGAGGACAUUGGCGGUGCAGAAGUUAGCAACGGCGUAUAGGAUGGACGAGAUCGCGUCGAGCGUGAUGGUCAUGCAAGGCGGGAGUAUAUUUGACGAUAUCGCAGAGCGUGUCCUCAAGAUCGAUCCAAACGACAUGGACGCAAAAUAUGUGCAUUUUUUCCACGAGAAAAUACCCUCGCGCCUUAGCCAGCUAGCGGAGUCGACGCCGACUCACGUGCUGGACGAAAUCAUCGCUGCAAAUCCAAAUCAUCUCGAAGUCCUUCGGACACGCGGUAUUGUCCAUACCUUCCGAGACGAGUAUCCUCUGGCUGUGCGGGAUUUCACCCUUGCACUCAAAGAAGCUCGUGCCGUCCGUAAAGCGCGUAACAUGCAUCGUACCGAGGUCUCCCUGGGCGGUUCCGGCAGAAACGGAAAGAAGAAGAAAUCUGAAGGCAAAAAGAAAACGAACGGACAGGCGCCGCCAAGUGGCACCAGUGCUGCUGCAGAAGGAGGGGAUAAAUCAGAGCCCGAACCGGUGAUCUUACAUCCUUCCGUACUUCCCGACGCACCGGAGCCUAUCGAGCCCCAGCUCCUCUUCCUGCGUGGCGCAGCCUAUCUCCAGCACUCCGUUUUCCUGAUCGAAGAAACCCUCCUUAAGCUCGAGGGUAUCCGUAAAAUGCCCUCCCCUGAUGGGGCGGAGCUCAGGCUGUGUUAUCUUGGAAACGGUAGGUAUGGUGGAACGGAGAUCGGUAAUCCUGAUGGACCGUUGGGCAGCAAAGAUGGCGUAAAGCUACAGGCAUACCGGCGAGCGUUGACAGAUUGUCCCUUGAAGGAGCAGAUCCUGACACUCUUGAAGAAAAGCAUGAGGGACCACGAACGCUUCCUUGGCCACUUUGAUACUUUAGAGUCAUCCGUCCCCCUUGACGAAACGGAAGAUCUCGCAUCGCGUGCGGCCUAUGCGUUCCUUCUUGCUGAAUCGCUCCGUCCGGGCUCAUCAGCCACCCCACCUCCACCGCCCGAGUCACCCACCGCGUUUACGACGUAUCAUCCCCUUCUCGUCGAGGCUCAUUUUUCCAUUCUUAUCUGCCAACUCAUGAUGGGAGACUUUCCUUCUCUACUGCAGUCAUUUGUGAAGACCGCUGCCGUCAUCGACGGUUUGGAAGGUUACCCUGUCUUCCUUCCGCCCAGAUCAAUGUCGCAGGCCGAGUUCGUCGAAAUACUAGAACGUCUUGCGGGAGGGUGGAAGAACGGUGCCGCCAUAAGCUCACUCGGUCGACCGAGACUAACCAAUGGCUCAGCCGCCAACGGGUCUAAAGUCGCUAACGGCAAAUUGGCAAUCAUGCCGCCCCCGUUCUCUCCUGCAGAGCUCUCCCCCUCGUCCUCCGCACCUGCAUCGCCUCAUCCUCAUCUUGGUCCCUCGACGUCCUUUGCCUCUUCGUCCGCGGCCACUACCCCGGCGCUUUCUAUACCUCCCUCACCCCAGAUUCCUUCCGGUCGAGACACUCCCUCGUCUGGUUCCUCCGCCAUAGAUCUUGUUGAAGCUCUCAACUGUGCACGGAUACUAUUGGCACCUGUCGUGGCCAAACAGAACGAGAGGGCGGAAAAGAGCGCAGCGGAGAAGGCGGCUGGAGGAAGAAGGAAAUCGACAUCCCCGAUCAGCAUUCCAUUACAUGGGCCAAGGGUGGAUAUCGUGCUUGCGUGGUUGGCUGCGGUCUGGUUGGUGGAGUUGGACGAGGUUGCGUGAGCUGAGGGCAGCUGGGGAUCGUAGUGGAGAAGAACUAUCGAGGGUUUUUUUUUUGCGUAAUGACAAGGGGUAAUGCGUGUUCUUGUGUGGGCGAUGCCUACUAUAUUUUUCUGGUUGUGGAAUGCAAGUGCUUGUGGAGGGCAGGUGAAUUCAUCUUCGACCAGCGUAGAGGAUCGAUAUUACGUAUUUCUCACCGACCGAGUUCAGGCGUCUGUCGGAGUGUCAAGUAUUUCUUGC
Stereum hirsutum FP-91666 SS1 is the source of this 2843-nucleotide messenger RNA. RefSeq lists its product as uncharacterized. The record is from RefSeq and is a predicted model, not a curated record. Lineage: Eukaryota; Fungi; Basidiomycota; Agaricomycetes; Russulales; Stereaceae. The transcript has 4 exons. The coding region runs from base 45 to 2606 and encodes 853 amino acids.